Messenger RNA from Magnusiomyces paraingens, 945 nucleotides. RefSeq lists its product as uncharacterized. Lineage: Eukaryota; Fungi; Ascomycota; Dipodascomycetes; Dipodascales; Dipodascaceae. Gene Ontology annotation, cellular component: nucleus. The coding region runs from base 1 to 945 and encodes 314 amino acids. The record is from RefSeq and is a predicted model, not a curated record. Gene Ontology annotation, biological process: negative regulation of transcription by RNA polymerase III. The transcript has 2 exons. Gene Ontology annotation, molecular function: RNA polymerase III core binding.
AUGAAGUUUUUAGAGCUUACCGAUUUAGAUAAAUUAAACUCCAUUUUGAAAUUUGAAACAGCAGAACUUCGUGUUCAAGGAGGAGUUGAACUUUUUUCCACAAAGCCUCAAUCUUAUGACCGAAAGUUAUAUCGGACCAUAGAUAAGCACCUAAAUUCACUUCAACAAGAUGCUCUUUUACAAUAUUCAAACAUCAUUUCUGAUGGUUCACUUUCAAAAUCCUUCUCACCUCCAAACAGUUCCAAUCUCGCUUUAAUCUCACCACCAUCUUCUCAUUCUGAUCGUUCUACUCUAGCUAUUAAUUAUCCAAACGAAGAAACCAAUGGAAAAAAUCACUCUCAAGUACAAGGGUCUUCUUUGCCUCCAGCUCUUGCUUUUUCGUUAAAUUCAUCUCCAUUUGGUCCCCUCGAUCAAGCUGCAUCUAGAAAGGCUUUCGGAUAUUUAAUAUCGGUAUUAAAUUCAACACAUCCUGAUCAUGACUUCUCUUCUCUUCAACCUUCUGAUUUUCGCCGUGAACCAUCAGUUACUAGUGUAUUAAACACUUUUAAUAAUCUAAUUUUUAGUGUUGGUAUGCCUCUUCCACCAACUUUGUGGGAGUCUUUAGAUGAUCAUAUUGGCUUGAAAGAAUGUGCUGUAUACUCUCAUACCCCAUCUGACUCUUUUUUAAACGAUUUGGGACCUGGGACCUUGUGGUGUUAUAUGUGGUUUUUUUUUAAUAAACGUCGGAAAAGAGUAGUUUAUCUUUAUUUAACAGCUACAAGAACUCAUGAGCUUUCUUCUUCAUUAAGAAGAGAACAUGAACGCCGAAGGAGAGACAGCUCUUCUUUAGCCACUUACCCUGAAUCUUAUGAUGAAGAAGAAUACGACCUAGCCCAAGUUUCUGAAAAUGAAAAUGGUGAUUACGAUGAUGAUGAUGCUAUUGUUGGAGAUUUAGAGCUUGAGUGA